CUCUCAUCAAGGCUCCACACUUUCUUUCUAUUGGACUGGGACCCUCCUUAAUCAUCCACCCCAUCCUUUCCUUUAGUUUGAACCAACGCUCCACCUCAGACACUGGCCACCGUCUCGACUCGCGCAUCCCACCUAACACCGCCCGCAGACUGGGAGCUGCCGCCGCCGCCGCGGAGCAGGGGACUCGAUGGGAUUCGACGGGCUGGUCGUCGUGUCCGACCCUUACCUGCAGCGCCGCUUCACGCAGGCGGACCUCCGCGCGCUCCAGGCACAGUACGCGGGGCUGCGUGACACGGCGCCUACCGGCAGGCUGCGGCUGCGGGACCUCCCCGCCGCGCUGACCGGCCUGGGGAGCCCCACCGCUAUGGCCGCCGGUAAAGGGGAAGCGCUGCGCGGGGACGCCGGGAAAGAGAACAGCUCGCCGCCCGAGCGGGCGCUUACGGACGAGGAGUGGUCCUCCGUGCUCACGGCUGUCUCCCGCGCCGACGAGAAACCACAGCUCGACGUCAACUUUGAGCUCUUCCUGCGCGUCUACGCCGAGAUGCAGCUGCGGCUCAAGGGCGGGAAGAAGGCGCGCGAGCGCGACGGCGGCCAAGGCAUUAAGCGCUCCUCCUCCUCGUCUGCCGCCUUCCUCACGGCGUCCACCACCACGCUGCUGCACACCAUCAGCGAAUCUGAGAAGGCUUCCUACGUGGGCCACAUCAAUGCCUACCUCGCCGAGGAUCCGUUCCUCAAGAACGCGCUGCCCGUCGAUCCGGCCACCAACCAGCUCUUCCACCUCACUAAAGACGGCGUGUUGCUAUGUAAGCUCAUCAACUUGGCCGUUCCGGGGACCAUCGACGAGCGUGCUAUCAACACCAAGAGGCUGCUUAACUUGUGGGAGAAAAACGAGAACCACACCCUCUGUCUCAACUCUGCCAAGGCCAUCGGGUGCACUGUUGUCAAUAUCGGCACGCAGGAUCUCGCAGAGGGGAGGCCUCAUCUUAUCCUAGGGCUGAUAUCUCAGAUUAUCAAGAUACAACUAUUGGCAGAUGUAAACCUGAAGAGCACACCUCAGUUGGUCGAAUUGGUUCAAGACAGCCAGGAGAUGGAGGAGCUUAUGAGCCUUUCUCCUGAAAAAAUACUACUAAGGUGGAUGAACUUUCAGCUGAAGAAAGGAGGUUUCCAGAGAACAGUAACAAAUUUUUCAUCGGAUAUAAAAGACAGUGAGGCAUAUGCUUGCUUGUUAAAUGUCCUGGCUCCAGAAUGCAGUGCUAAACCAUCGCCAAUGUCAGUAAAAGAUCUUCUUCAUAGAGCAAGAUUAGUUCUUGAGCAUGCGGAUAGGAUGGGCUGCAAAAGAUAUCUGGCCCCGAAAGACAUAGUUGAUGGUUUACAAAAUCUAAAUCUCGCCUUUGUGGCUCAUAUUUUUCAAAAAAGGAAUGGGUUGUCGAAACAAAUGAAGCAAGUUUCGUUUGUGGAUGGAGUAUCUGAUGAUGCUCAAGUUUCAAGGGAAGAGAGGUCAUUUAGGCUAUGGAUUAACAGCCUUGGAAUUUCUACAUAUAUAAACAAUGUAUUCGAAGAUCUUAGAAAUGGAUGGGUGCUCCUUGAGGUCAUGGAUAAGGUUGCUCCUGGUUCAGUUAAUUGGAAGUUUGCAAACCGACCCCCAAUAAAACUUCCAUUCAGAAAAGUUGAAAACUGUAAUCAACUUCUGAAGAUAGGAAAGGAAAUAAAAUUUUCCUUGGUGAAUAUUGCUGGUCAUGAUAUUGUGCAAGGAAACAAGAAACUGAUAUUAGCUUUUCUCUGGCAAUUGAUGCGGUACAACAUACUACAACUGUUGAAGAAUCUUAGAUUUCAUUCGAAUGGGAAGGAGAUCACAGAUAAUGACAUACUAUUAUGGGCUAACAAAAAGGUUAAGGAUUCUGGAAGACAGUCUCAAAUGGGAAGUUUCAAGGAUAGAAGCCUUUCAAGUGGCAUAUUUUUUGUCAACUUACUAAGUGCUGUGGAGCCUCGCGUUGUGAAUUGGAGCCUUGUAACCAAAGGAGAAAAAGAUGAAGAAAAACAAAUGAAUGCUUCCUACAUCAUCUCUGUGGCUAGAAAGCUUGGUUGCUCCAUCUUCUUGCUGCCAGAGGAUAUAACGGAGGUGAGGCAUUUGAUUGAAUUCUUGGAAGCCAAAACUAGUUUCAUACUCCCUCCGACCCUGAAUCAUCAGCUGUCAACCAGAAGAUGAUGCUGACUUUGACAGCAAGCAUCAUGUAUUGGCAUUUGAAAAGGCCAACAUCAUAUUCACUGGACCCUGACAACAGUAGUUUGUGUGAGACAAGUUCUAUCUCAACUUCAGAUGACUCCGCAUCUGAAUCAUCAAUUGAUGAUAGCGGAACUAGAUAGAUGAAAUUGCAUGGUCUGACUGCUAUUUCAGGACUCGAGAUUCUAUAUUCUUGAUUCUUUGCUAUAAAUUGGAGAGCAGACGCAUUCAAGAAUGAAGGGGAGAAUGGUGAAAGAGUUUUGUUUGUUUCAUUUGAGGUUCUGUAGUGUGCAAAUUGAUUUGGUGAGUAAUGUACAACAUCCUGUAAAUAUUGACACAGGUAGCAAGUAUAUGUAACAUCAUAUAGUGGCAGUUGUUUAUUCAAAAUCCAACCGCAUUGAUUAGUUUGUUGAGCAAUUUUGCUCAGGCGACGCCGGUGACUCAUGUAGUAAUUUUUGGCCAUGAUUUAAA
Messenger RNA from Triticum urartu, 2692 nucleotides. RefSeq names its product fimbrin-2. Gene Ontology annotation, molecular function: actin filament binding. Gene Ontology annotation, biological process: actin filament network formation; actin filament bundle assembly. The record is from RefSeq and is a predicted model, not a curated record. Lineage: Eukaryota; Viridiplantae; Streptophyta; Magnoliopsida; Poales; Poaceae. Gene Ontology annotation, cellular component: actin filament bundle; cytoplasm; actin filament.